CCAGCGGAGCUUUGUGACGUCAGGCGGCCGCGGGGCGGCGUCACGCGCGGGGCUGACCCGGCGGCGGCGGCGGGGCGGGGGCGGCCUGGGACGCGGCGGGAGCAUGGAGCCGCGCGCCGGCUGCCGGCUGCCGGUGCGGGUGGAGCAGGUCGUCAACGGCGCGCUGGUGGUCACGGUGAGCUGUGGCGAGCGGAGCUUCGCGGGGAUCCUGCUGGACUGCACGAAAAAGUCCGGCCUCUUUGGCCUACCCCCGUUGGCUCCGCUGCCCCAGGUCGAUGAGUCCUCUGCCAACGACAGCCAUGGCCGGGCUCCCGAGGAGGGGGAUGCAGAGGUGAUGCAGCUGGGGUCCAGCUCCCCACCUCCUGCCCGCGGGGUUCAGCCCGAGACCACCGGCCCCGAGCCCCCCCCGCCCCUCGUGCCGCCGCUGCCCACUGGAAGCCUGCCCCCGUACCCUCCCUACUUCGAAGGCGCCCCCUUCCCUCACCCGCUGUGGCUCCGGGACACGUACAAGCUGUGGGUGCCCCAGCCGCCGCCCAGGACCAUCAAGCGCACACGGCGGCGUCUGUCCCGCAACCGCGACCCAGGGCGCCUCAUCCUCAGCACCAUCCGCCUGCGGCCGCGCCAGGUGCUCUGUGAGAAGUGCAAGAGCACGCUGAGCCCCCCGGAGGCCAGCCCCGGACCCCCAGCCGCGCCCAGGGCCCGCAGGAGGCUGGGCAGCGGCCCGGACAGGGAGCUCCGCAAGCCGGAGGAGCCGGAGAACGGCGAGCCCACGGCUGCGGCCACCGCCAGGAGGAGCAAGAGGGAGAGGCGCGAGGAGGACAGGGCCCCGGCAGAGCAGGUCCCGCGGAGCCCGGUCAUCAAGAUCUCCUACAGCACGCCCCAGGGCAAGGGAGAGGUGGUCAAGAUCCCCUCCCGCGUGCACGGCUCUCUGGAGCCCUUCCGUCCCCAGCAGGCCCUGCAGGACAACGGCAGCCAGGACCCCGAGGUGCUGGACAGAGAGUCCCGGGACCGGCCGUCCUGCGCGCCCUCGGCCUCCAUCCCCAAGUUGAAACUGACACGGCCUGUGCCGCCCUGCGCGGACCUGCCGCCCCCUAAGAUCCGCCUGAAGCCCCACCGUCUGGGGGACAGCGAGCACGAGCCCGUGUACCGGGCCGAGCUGGUGGAGGAGCUGAACGGGUACCCGCGGGACAGCUCGCCGGCGCCCUGUGCGGACGGCCCUGCCGGUGGGCUGGCGGACUUGUCUUCUGGAAGUUCGGGUGAGGACGAUGACUUCAAGAGCUGUCCCCAGGGUCCACAGGGACGCGAGGGCUUGGCUUUUCUCGUCAGCUGCCCUGAGGGGAGAGCGGACUGUGCCAGUGAGUCGGCGUGCAGCAGCGACAGCCUGGACGAGGCCAGAUCGUCCGGCUCGGAAGGGACGCCGGCAGACACGGGUGACCUCUCGCCUGGCCACGGCGCGUCAGCGCCCUCGGUGUCCAGAGAAGCUCGCCAAACGGUGCCACCCCUGACGGUCAGGCUGCACACACAGAGCGUGUCGGAGUGCAUCACGGAGGACGGCAGGACUGUGGCCGUGGGGGACAUCGUCUGGGGAACUGCUGAGAAGGAAGGGAAGAGGGGCUUGAAGCAGAGCAUCCAGCGAGAAACCUGGCCUGGACUGGGAUCCGGGAAGGCUUCCUGGAGGAGGUGGCAGGAGCCAGGAUCUGAAUGGGACUGUUCAGCUUCCCGUACGGAAUCUGCGGGGUCGGAGGAAGUUAUUCCAGGACUGAGAAAGUGAAGCCUCGUGGUGUGGAGGCACUGACGCCUGGCUCUGUCUAGGAGUCACUGUUGGUACCCCCGGCAGGUCUCAGCUGGCGUUGGGCUGGGGACUGUGUCAGCGGGGCCUCCGAGAGCCUCCUGCUUCCCCUGGGACGUGAAUGGGAGAUGGUCCAAAAUGCAGCUUCUCUUUAAUUUGUGUUUGUGUCGAUCUUACUAUGUAUGUUCAAUUUUUACAAGUCCAGUGGUCACGUGCAGUAUGUAAUGACGAGAAUUCACCUUCGUAUUUCUAGACGACGUACUGCUGCUGCUGCUUGAUCCUUAAGUUUUCAAUUUAGACGUUAGUUAUGGGCUUUUUCUAUGGAAGAUGAGGCUGAGAUCUCUCCUGUUCACUGCCACACAUCCACAUCCACUCACACACACACCCACUCACACACACAUCCACUCACACACACACCCGCUCACACAUUCACAUCCACUCUCUCACACACACCCACUCACACUCACACACAUCCACUCACACACACAUCCGCUCACAUCCACUCACACACAUCCACUCACACACACCCACACACACCCACUCACACACUCACACAUAUCCACUCACACACAUCCAUUCACACACCCGCUCACACAUUCACAUCCACUCUCACAUCCACUCACACUCUCACACAUCCACACACACACCCACACACAUCCACUCACACACAUCCACUCACUGUCACACACAUCACUCACACUCAUUUACUCACACCCACUCACACAAUCCACUCACACUCAUUUACACACGCACACAUGCACUCUCACACGCACAUCCACUCACACACGCACUCACAUUCAAACACACCCACUCACACACCCACUCACACACAUCCACUCACAUCCAGACAUCCACUGUCACACACAUGCACUCACACACAUUCACACAAACACGCAUCCACUCACACAUCCACUCACACACACACCCGCUCACACAUUCACAUCCACUCUCACACACAUAUCCACUCACACACACAUCCACACACACACCCACACACACAUAUCCACUCACACACACAUCCACUCACAUCCGCUCACACACACACCCGCUCACACAUUCACAUCCACUCUCACACACACACCCACUCACACUCACACACAUCCACUCACACACACACAUCCACUCACACACAUCCACACACAAUGUUUGGCUAACUCAAGACUCGGUGUUUAUGUUAAUGAUUUUAGCCCAUCCAUGUAGAGGAUUAUAGAUGUUGCCGGCCCUUUCUUCUCUGUAGCAUUGAUCCCGGCUUGGUGCUUGGUCUUCACAUUGUUUACAGUGUUGUCACUCAGGAAUGCCCAGCGUGAGGAGAAAGAAUCCCCUCUUACAUUCAUGCUCACACACACAUCCACCCUCACACUCUCACACGGCACACGCCUGCAGGUGCCCUCCAGGCCUCCCCGCGUGCCGCUGGGCUUCCUCACGGCAUGGUGGUCUCAGGGCGGUUGCAGUUUCUCCCAUGGCAGCCCAGGGCUUCCACGAGGGGAGCACUGGAAGUGGCAGUGGCCUCUCCGCGGGGCCGGGACAGGGGCAGGUCCCUCCAGUGACUUCUCGGCGGGGCUGCGACAGGGGCAGGUCCCUCCUGCCCUGCUGUGGUCAGGCAGGGCCCAUGGGGCGCCUUCCUCCUGACAGGAGGAGUGGCGGGGCUGGCGGGGCCCCGUGCGCCCUCGGCUCUGCAGGCUCCGCUGCCUUCCCCGUCCCUGUGCUCUCCACCCGCCGGCUGGUGGAGAACUGGGGCUGACAGUGUCUGUCCCUCUGUUUGUUGGAUUUAGGGGGCUGCUCUCUUCAGGGCCCAGGGUUGGCCCUGGGUUGCGGGGCUGAGGGGACCGUCUGUCCCCGCCAGGUCUUUCUGCCUGAGGUGGCCAUCCGGGGCCUGCGUGGGCUCAGGUGGGGGGCGAUGGAAGCAGAGCUGACACCUGGGGCUCCGCACAGAUCUGGGAAAGGGUUUUCCCCUCAGGGUCUAGCCCUCCCUUCCCACCCUGGGAUCCCCAUGCGUGGGGCUGUGUCCUGGUGGAGGGGGCUUGGGGCUCCUCCCCAGGCUCGGGUCUCCACGGGGCCGUCAGUGGGAGGCGAGGGUCCCCGGAGUCAUGUAUGGGGGUCCUUCCACACCAUGAGCCCGGCACAGGCAUGGUCGUCAGCCCCCACCAAGAGGCCACAAGGCUCCAGGCCCGCUGGCUUCUCUGUGGCCCUGCGUGUAGGGCCUGUGGACUGCGGGACUUCAGGGCUGUGGUCUGAGCCCCCAAGCAUGGAAGACCCUGCACUCUCUCCCAGCACAGCCGGGCUGUGGGCCCUGAGGGAAGGAGGGCCGGCAGGAGCUGGGGGGUGGUGGAGGUCCCGGGUGAGCCUCAGGCCCUCCGGGGCGCCCUGGCCUGCUGCUCAGACCUUGAGGGGCUGGUCCCCCAUACUCGACCCUGAGUUAAACCUCUGCCCCUUUUUGCUUUCCCCCAAGGUCACCGACGAUGAGGGCGCACCUGCUGUCCUGGAGCUUCCUAUCUCUGUUCGGGGACCCUGUGAGCCUUCUGGCCGGCUGCGUGCAGAGCCCACUGGGCACGGUGGUCGGCCUGGUGUGAGGCCCCCCAGGGACCGGCAGUGUGUCCAGGGAGGGGAUGGCCCUGAGCCCAGCGGCUCCUCCCGCUGAGUGUAUUUCUUCCCACCACUCAGCCCAUGGCUGCCCUGGCUCACGAGGCAGUCGGGACUCGUGACUUGCUGGCUGCUGCUGCCUCGCGCGCUGGGGUUCCAUGGAGGAACUGGGCCUGCCGCCCCGGCCUCGUCUGCUGCCCGCAUGCUGGGGUCCCGUGGAGGAACCAGGCCUGGCGCCCCGGCCUCACCCAGCGGCUGGUGUGGGCAGCUGUUCCCUGCCUCGCAGUGUCCUGGAGGCAGCUGUCUCGCAGACUCAGCUUGGUCUCCCGCAGGCUUCAGAAAAACCCAAUUGCACGUGUGGGAUUCUUCCCCAGCCCUUGGGUGCGGGGUCUCUGUGCACUUGAGAGCUGGGGGACCCACCCACCGUCUCCCACUCCAAGUUCAUCCCAGAGCGUGGGGCCCGCUGGGCACCUGGCACCUGGCCUGCAAGGCCACCUGUCCCCCAGAUGCUGCUACGAGUGACCAGUGCUGUGUGGAGGAGGCCAAGGGCGGCCCCUGGGAAACCAGGCUUCAACAGUACAAGGAAAAGAAACUUGCUCUGUUUUGUAAGAGCGUGUUCCUUUUCCUCUUUUUUGUCACUUUAGAGACCAAAAAGAAUAAAGAAAGAAAAGAAAAAAAUUAAUCUGCUCUUUCUUUGUUUAAAUGUUAAAAAAAAAAGAGAGAGAGAGAAACAUAUGUCAUAGUUGAAGUUGUGACUUGUGCGGCCACAGUUCACACUCAUGCGUGUGUCCCUGUCGGGGCUGACGGGGCCUGAGUCCCCUGGGCACUGCUGGGCGGGGCCCAGGUCGUACGGGUUGGGGUGACGCCGCCACCGGCUGCAUCUCGCUGCCUCCAGGUGGGGGGACACUGGCCACCGCCCUGAGCCCCAGGAGGGCUGUGGGCUGAGUCCCCAUCUCCAGGCCUCCCUGCUGGCUUUCCAGUGGACGCUGGGAUUUCCUGGAGAGGCAGUGCUCUGCACGCGGGGAGCUUUGUUCCUUGUUUCCUGGAGUGACUCCUCUCAUCCCUUGUUUCUUGAUUUGCUCAUUCAGAACCAAGGGAGAUCUCAGAGAUGACGAUGGUGGCUUUGCUUGUUCCUGGUUUUGCUAGAACAUUCUGUGCUCUAAAGGCAUCGCUGCCCUCAGCAAGGAUCGUCUGGCGGGGGAGGGGUCGGGGGAGGGCAGCAGCAUACACCUGGAGGGUCCUCUCCAGGGCACAUGAGGGAACAACCCUCAUGGUUUCCUAUGGUUCUGGACCUGACUUGCGAGGAGGGGCAUGGUUUUCAAACUGGUUUGUAGCAGCAGAGCCCUCUUCUCCAACAAAAUCACCCAGAAUCACUUCCUCCCGGAGGGGCUGGGCUCAUCCUCCUGAAGCCCUCCAGGCCCAAGAGUCCUGGGAAGCCUUUGAAAAUCCAGGGAGGGGCUCGCAUGAGCCCAGGAGAGCAGAGCCAGGACUUGAGAGGAAUGAGAGCCGCUCCCCCUCCCCUCCUCCCUCCCCGGCCCUGCCCACGUGGGUGCAGCAGAGUCAGGGCCCUGGCCCUUGGGGCUGGGCAUCUCAUCCCUCUGAGCUCCGGUGCCCAGGGGCUGCCCCUGCCUGAUCUGCUGCUCGGGGUGACUCCCCCUGCCGCACAUCCCACUUUGCACCCAGGACCUCCUACUGACUAGGGUUGGCUCCCCUUUACGAAGGAAGGCCUUCGUAAAGCUUGGCACUGCUUCAAGAAAUGUGUGUGUCCAAUGGAAGGAGCAGGCCUCACCCCUGGGACAAAAUAUGCGUGCAGCCCUGGGCACAUUCACUCCCAGCUGCCCAGCCUGCAACUAGAGCUCAGCCACUGCAGGUGACAGCAACGGGACCCGCCUUCGAGCCCGAGGCCAGGACUGAUGCCACAGCCUGCAGCUCCUCCCCAAGCCCAGCCCCAGCCCUUGCCCUUCAAUCCUGAGACCCUGAGAUGCAUGGGUGGGGCUUUCAUCCGGUGAGGAGCGGAGGCCCAGGGAGGUGGGUUCCCCAGCUGCCAGUACCCACUGGUCAGGCUGGGCUGGACCAGGUCCUGAAUCCCCGCCCUUCCACCCAUGGACUCCCCAGGAAGGCUGAACUGAGGGAAGAAUUCCUGCUGGGAAAGCCCUGUUUUGGGACCAGGGUUUCGUCCCUCUAUUGGAGGGGGUCAGGAGGACACCUGGGAGCGGAAUACCUGAGGGAGGAGCACCUGGCGGGGAGCCUUGGGGGAGG
Messenger RNA from Pan troglodytes (chimpanzee), 6628 nucleotides. It is a transcript of the gene PWWP2B, whose product is annotated as PWWP domain containing 2B. The coding region runs from base 104 to 1771 and encodes 555 amino acids. NCBI's taxonomy places the organism in Eukaryota, Metazoa, Chordata, Mammalia, Primates, Hominidae. The transcript is spliced from 4 exons. The record is from RefSeq and is a predicted model, not a curated record. Gene Ontology annotation, cellular component: nucleus; nucleoplasm.